GUGUCUGUGCAUUCCAGCGGAAGUACACCGUCUCCACUACCUGUGCGCGUCUCCACCUUGACGCGCAGGUAGCACGGUUUUAGGACAAAAACUUUGGUCAAAGUGUCAUUUCGCACAGAGACUUCUCACAAAGGCAAAGAUGGAUUAAAAUAAGCCUGUGUCAUCCUGAAGAGCAGUGUGUCUGCGGUGAGGGCCAGCUGUUCGACGAGCCAUGUCAGUGGGCAGUGCUGGUGGUGGUGUGAGGUACUCUGGGUCAGGUGUCUCCAGGCAUGGCAUCAGCCGCAGCAGCAGCCAGAGGUCAUCCUACGAGGAGCGCUGCGUGGACCCAGUCGAAACUUUACCUUACACCCAAGAACCUAAGUCCACACAUAAGGCCGACCCGAGGGACGCCAAUGGCAACAAGUGUGAGACUAUUGGCUUCAUCCCUGGUGCAGCCGAGCCCACCUCCACGUCACCAAGCUGCAACCCCUGUGCUUCACCCCAACGCUGCCGCAGUGUCUUUUGCACAGUCCUGACUUGUGGCCUGUACCGGUUCUGCCAGAAUUCCUCCCUCGCUCCCUGCCUUGCGCCCAAUGAGAGCUCCCCAGAUGAGCCAGAGAAAAUAAGUCUCAGAAAUGCCAAGACAAAAGAUAAUACAGAGGAGGAUGGGAAGGACUGGCUGAACGAUGUGCACAUUGCUGGAGUCAGAGUAGAAAAGUCCAUUGAGUACUCUGAUGAGCCUAUAACCCUGUCCUCUGGUGUGUCCUCCCCUGGAGUGGUCACUAGCUCGUCUCUGCAUCAGUCCAUGGUAUUUGAUGACUGGGAGGAGGAGGAUAUAGAGGAUGUGGAUACUCUCUUCACAAAGAAGCUUCUGGAGCUGUACUCAGAGUAUCAGAUAGAGGAGCUGGCUCGCUGCACCACGGACUCUGUGUUUCGAAGGAAGACCAAAGACAUCAACCAGCUCAUCAACUCCCUGGCCGAGGAGCACCAGAUGGAUGAGCAGGAGGUAGAGUGCCGCCUGGUGAGGGGCAUCAUCCGCAUCAGCACCCGCAAGAGCAAAAAGAAGCCCCACAUCUCCAAAAGGGAGAGGACCCUGUCUGACAGCGGCCACGAGACCAUGAAGGAGAGCGGGUCCACCUCAUUCAGCAACAACAAUGACUACAAAUCCAGCCUGAACAUUCAAAUAUCUGAACAGACCCCAUCCGAUAAGUAUGCCCGGCAGAUGUGGAGGAACAGUGAAGGUCAGUCAUCUGUUUCUCCAACGUCCUUUUCGCCGUCCACUACAGAGACGUCUUCAGGUGUCCACUCUGCUGUGAGGACAUGAGGCCACACUACUGCAGGAUGCUGCGCCUGGUCUCCAUGGUAACAUGAUGGAGAGAGGACAUUGAACUAUGGGAGGAAUGUGAAGUACUUGGACAAACUCAGGGCCUAGUGUGUAGAAGUUCAUGUGUGGUGCAACUGUGUAGAUUUGAAGGAUAGAAUUUGAUGCGUCUUUUUAUGGCCGUCCUCCUCUUUUACUGAAGGAACCAAAAACUACAUUUUAUCAUGUCACUGCUUUUGUAUUAAGUCAAACAAUGAACCAAUUAUGUGCCUCUAGUGCUUCUUUUUUAUUCAGCUACACUUAUAAAAUAUGUUGUAUAUUUAUAAUUUAUAAAAUGUGUAUUUGCUUUUAAAUUAAAUACUUGCGUAAUUUAAAUGUAAUGAGUAGUAAGGUGGUCAAAUGCCAAAACUGCAAUAGCGAUAUCACCAGAUUUUUAAUGUUCAAUUGUAGGGCUAUCAAAUUAUUUUAGACACAAAACACAAAUAAAAACAAUUAAUUCAUCAGACUUUUGUAGAUUAUCUAAGGUCAGACAUAAGAGAUGCACACUUGUUUACUAUGGCAGACUGAAGUUAGACUGGUGCCAAAAAUGCAAAUGCCCUGUUUUUUUUUUUUUUUGCCUUGUUUGUGCUAAAUAAAACCAUUAGAUAGUUUCACUCAAAAAAUGUGAUUUUUCAAAAACUGCUGCAUCGUUGUGCUGUUGUGCAUUUGUUGCAAUAGAGAAGCUUAUACUUUAUUAAUCAAAUGUAAGGAUACUUGAUUGUAUGGAUGCCUUAUUGUGUCUUUUUCAAUAAGUGAGAAAUGCAAAUAUGGCUAUAAUAUUAUGCCUUCAGUUUGUUACCCAUGUUGAAGUUGAAAUGAAUAUUGUUUCUCAUUUCUUUUGUUCUGUGCCUCAUGUGGAAAUUUGUCCAACUGCAACAUGUACUUAUUUUUCAUUAGCCUUAUCAUUAUUUCCGUAUAACUAAGUCCUUUAGUAAUUUCUAAGGUUGAUAUGUGUGUUAAAGAAAUGCUGCUAAUGCUUGUAAUAAAUCAUUAUGAAACUGGUU
Messenger RNA from Periophthalmus magnuspinnatus, 2343 nucleotides. RefSeq names its product keratinocyte differentiation factor 1b (gene kdf1b). NCBI's taxonomy places the organism in Eukaryota, Metazoa, Chordata, Actinopteri, Gobiiformes, Gobiidae. The record is from RefSeq and is a predicted model, not a curated record. Bases 212 to 1303 code for a protein of 363 amino acids. Gene Ontology annotation, cellular component: cell junction. Gene Ontology annotation, biological process: keratinocyte development; regulation of epidermal cell division. The transcript has 4 exons.